UUUCUCUCGAUGAGACGGCGGACCGUAAAGCUGGUCACGAGAUUUCUCGUGGUCCAGCUGUUGCUAUUAUCGCUACUGAAUCAGGUGAACGCCGUGAAAAAUCGGUUGAGAAAACAACGGUCCAAACUGGAACAGGCAGACCAGCAAGCUCACCAACCUGGCACCGAUUACGAUUAUGAUUAUUAUUACGACUACGAGGAGAAGAACGAGACUACAACGCUACCACCGCCUGUGAUACCAUCAAGCACACGAUUUUCGGGAUGGUCCGAAUCGACAAUAGAAAGUACAGCGUCCUCGCAUAAACCAGAAACACCUACAGAUUUACCAGUUCUCGUGACAACUCGAGUUUCCAGUCAUGGUUUGGAGCAAACUAAUCCUACAUCCGAACAGGAUUUAAUUUUACCUACGGAAAUCUUACCGGGUGAAAGUAAUGUGUACAGUUCAGUGGCUAUACCUGGUCCACGAGGUGAACCUGGUCGACCUGGAGAUGCUGGACGUCAGGGCGAUGUGGGAUUUCCUGGACAACCAGGGAGUCCUGGAAUUCCGGGGCCUCCUGGGCCUCCAGGUCCUAUACCUGACGUAUCUUUAUACUAUCGACAAUUAGCUCUGUCUCAAGCGAACCAAGAUAAAGGUCCCACGGGCGCAGCUGCAUCGUUGUAUGGACCAGACGCAUUUUCUUACAUUCAAGCACAAGUAGGACCAGUAGGUCCACGAGGUUCACCAGGUCCACCCGGAGCUUCUGGUCCUCAAGGUUUUCAAGGUAUACGCGGUGAACCAGGUGAACCGGGGUCUCCAGGUCCCUCUGGUGAGCCAGGUCCUAGAGGUUUAGCAGGACUGCCCGGAAAAGAUGGUAUCAGUGGAGAAGACGGCGAGACAGGAUCGCCGGGACCACCUGGUCCUGUGGGACAACGCGGUCUUCCAGGAUUGCCUGGAUUUCCUGGAAUAAAAGGUCAUCGUGGUUUUCCGGGUCUAGACGGAGCAAAAGGUGAGCAAGGAGCUUCUGGUGAAAAAGGAUCUGUAGGAGCACCUGGACCAAUGGGGCCGAUAGGACCGAUGGGUCCAGCAGGACCACGUGGUGAGAGAGGUAGAGAAGGACCAUCAGGUCCUCCUGGAUUGAGAGGUGUCGAUGGAAUUCCUGGACCGCCUGGGCAAUCGGGUGCCGCGGGUAAGCCGGGUCCACCAGGUUUUCCAGGCAGCCCUGGUUCUAAAGGUGAUCAAGGAGCGCAAGGAUCACCGGGAAGUCAAGGUUUGCAAGGCCCACGAGGCGAAAGUGGUCGUCCAGGACAGCCUGGUGAAACAGGUCCGCAGGGUCCUCAAGGCAAAGACGGAGCUUCCGGCGAGAAAGGAACUACCGGAGCGAUAGGACCAGCCGGUGUACCUGGAUUUCCAGGUGUUCGAGGUCAACCCGGGACACCGGGCAAUUCUGGUCUUCCUGGAGCCAAAGGCGCACCUGGACUUGCCGGUGAAAGAGGUUUUAAAGGCGAUGCCGGGGUGAAGGGCGAUCCAGGAAUGCCUGGUCCUCGUGGAGUUCCGGGACCUCCUGGAAACGAAGGCAAAAGAGGUAAGAGAGGAAUGCGUGGAUCAAUCGGCGCCGCAGGUCCGCCUGGAGAACGCGGUGCACCAGGAGCGCGAGGUCUUCCUGGACCGGAUGGACCCGUUGGGCUUCAGGGACCAUCCGGUGAUCGCGGCGCUCCGGGAGCUGUUGGUCCGAAAGGUGUUACUGGAGAUCCUGGACGACCUGGGCCGCCAGGAUUACAGGGUGCUCGUGGUUUGAUGGGUAGACCCGGAGCACCUGGAAAGUCAGGAAAUCCUGGCGAACGUGGAAUUCCAGGUGCAGAUGGCAAGUCCGGAGAGCAGGGUCUGCCUGGACCGCAAGGUCUACCAGGUCCAUUAGGACUACCAGGAGAGAGAGGAUAUGCCGGAGAACCUGGGAAAGACGGUGAACCAGGCAGUUCGGGUCCGCCCGGUCCAAGGGGGGACAUUGGUAAAGAAGGACCUUCGGGAGCACAAGGUCCACCAGGACCUGCGGGAAGCGAAGGUGCGCGAGGUCCUCCCGGAACUGUCGGGCCCACAGGUUUUCAAGGUCUUCCAGGUGCCGCCGGUAAUCCGGGCAUUCCAGGAAAGGAUGGAGAACCGGGAAUACAAGGACCGCCCGGCCCACCGGGACUAGUCGGCAAUAGAGGUGAGAGAGGAUUUCCGGGAGAAAGAGGACCCACAGGACCAGCGGGAGCUACAGGUCUAAGAGGAGAAACCGGAGCACAAGGCGCUGAUGGUCUCAUUGGCUUACCAGGAUCCAAGGGAGAAAAAGGAAAUUUCGGUACACCGGGAUUAUUAGGUCUUCCUGGCACAAGAGGAUUACCCGGAGAUCCUGGAGAAAAAGGAGAAAGAGGGGCGCUUGGACCGAUUGGCCCUGAAGGCCCACCAGGACACGUCGGAGAACGUGGUGCGCCGGGAGAAAUUGGACCUCCCGGCCCGCCUGGUGAACCGGCAGAACGUGGUGACCCGGGUUCGCCUGGUCCUAUUGGCGAGCCCGGAGCCUCUGGCUCCCCAGGAGAAAGAGGUCCUCCAGGAUUACAGGGCUUACAAGGUUUUCCCGGGCAGCAAGGGUUAAUCGGACUUCCGGGUGUGAAAGGUGAUCGCGGAUACGCAGGUUUAAAAGGAGAACAAGGAAAUCCGGGACUACCUGGCAGUCCUGGCGAAUCUGGACCACCCGGACCUAUUGGACUUAGCGGUGCUAAGGGUAUUAGAGGCGAAACGGGUGUACGAGGUGAACCCGGUUUAAUGGGACCACCUGGUAUCGCAGGACCUGUUGGUCCAGCGGGCUCACCGGGGAAUAUAGGAUUAUCCGGUGCUCCAGGAUUGCCCGGUGACAAAGGCAGCACAGGUGACGCUGGGCGUCCAGGAAAUCCAGGUUCAAUCGGUAAUCCUGGUCCGCCUGGGAUAGACGGAGUUAAAGGCGAAAAUGGCUCUCCAGGUCCUGAAGGACCGGCCGGUUCUCAAGGACCUCAAGGUCAGCCUGGCGAGAGAGGUUUACCAGGCUUACUCGGUUCUCCUGGUCCCAUAGGAAAUAGAGGAUUACGCGGAGCACCUGGUGAAACAGGACAAACCGGGAAACCGGGAGCGGAAGGUCCACCUGGACCUCCUGGAUUAGUAGGCCCACCUGGACAUCCUGGUCCCGUAGGAGAAACUGGACCGGAAGGGCCAACUGGAAAAGCAGGUUUACCGGGAAUAGGAGGCCGACCGGGUGACAAGGGACCACCUGGAGUUCCCGGAGCAACAGGUCCGUCUGGAUCGCCUGGAUUAGCAGGACCACCUGGACCCACGGGAGUUGCCGGACCUGCUGGCGAACGCGGCCCGAAAGGAGAAACAGGACCGCAAGGCGUGGAAGGUCCGCAGGGACCGCGAGGAAAAUCUGGUCCGCCAGGUGUCGAAGGUGCGAAAGGUGAUCGCGGAGAAGAGGGACAGAAGGGAAUCAAGGGACAUCGAGGUUUCAACGGUUUGCAAGGAUUGCCCGGAUCUCCCGGCUUACCCGGCGAAAAGGGUACGCCUGGUCUGCCAGGACCUCCCGGUAAAAACGGAGAGCCUGGUAUUAGAGGUAAUCCUGGACGAGAAGGUAAUCCAGGACCUAUCGGACUUGCGGGAAAUCCUGGACCAAGAGGUCCGUCUGGAGAAGAAGGUCGUCACGGACCACCAGGUCUUCCAGGGCCUCCUGGACCACCCGGUCCUCCAGGAGAUGUGGGUUUUGCUUACGAUGCCGCGUCUUUGGCGGCACUUAUGGGACAAGGCCAAACUAAAGGACCAGACCCACUCGGCGAUGAACCACCGAGAAUAUUUAGUAAAGAGAUUACUGAACAGGAACGAAGAGAAUUGCUAUUGAAAGUGUACGAAAAUCUAAAGUCAUCGUACGAAAAAUUGGUGAAGCCAGACGGUGAAAAGAACUCACCGGCCAAAACUUGUCGAGAUUUAUUCGUUGCCUACCCAAAUAAAUUAUCGGGUGAAUAUUGGAUUGAUCCUAAUGAGGGUGAUGUUCGUGAUGCAAUCUUGGUGCAUUGCGAUGCUGAAAAACGUGCAACUUGCAUUUUACCGAAUCCUUCGCGUUCAUCAGAGAUUACUCACAUCACUGAUCAACAGGAAACUUGGUUGAGCGAGAUGGACAGCGGCAUAAAGAUCACAUAUAAGGCGGACAGCAAUCAAAUCAGUUUCUUGCAACUGCUCUCAAAACACGCGCAACAGAACAUCACGUAUCAUUGCAAAAACAGUGUGGCUUAUUUCGAUCACGAACGGAAAACAUUUAGAAGAGGCUUGAAGCUUCUGGCUUGGAACGAUAUCGAAUUAACACCGCGGGGCAAUCAACGUCUUAGAUACGAUGUGAUAAUGGACGAGUGCAAGUUUCACAAAGACCACUGGAGCAAAACUGUCGUCUCAUACGAGACGGACAAACCAGUAAGACUUCCCAUCUUAGAUGUGGCUUUACGAGAUAUUGGGAAACCUGAACAGAGUUUUUCUAUUGAAAUAAGCGCAGCUUGUUAUCAAUAAUGUAAAUUAAUCGCGUUACUUAAUCGAUAGUAGUCUAUUUUAUGUAAAAAAAUGCAAAUUUUUUAUCUUUGAUCGUUUUAACGAUAAUCUUCAAUUGAUGUUCGGUUCAAAAAUUGAUGAAAAUGAUUUAGUUGCUUUGAUUGUUUAAUGCAAAACUAUGUGUUUAUUAAUAAAAUGAAUGAAUUUCAUUGAAAAAUCAAACUAAACUUUUUAACAAGCCCAAUUAUAAUCGAUAUUCUAACUUAUGCUACAUACGAUUAGAAAAGUUAGUAGCUAGAUAUAUAUUUGCAAAUUUGAUAUCGGCUGAAUAUUGCAUUUGUGAAUAAUACGAGAAAAUAAAGUAAUAAUUAGAUAAUUUAAUUUCUUUACGACAUAUUUUUUCAGUUAACAGCAAUGUGAUCAAAAAUAUACAUAAAUAAGAGUAUUGAUUUCGGC
Messenger RNA from Linepithema humile (Argentine ant), 4971 nucleotides. Its product is annotated as collagen alpha-1(II) chain-like. The record is from RefSeq and is a predicted model, not a curated record. Gene Ontology annotation, biological process: extracellular matrix organization. Gene Ontology annotation, molecular function: extracellular matrix structural constituent conferring tensile strength. NCBI's taxonomy places the organism in Eukaryota, Metazoa, Arthropoda, Insecta, Hymenoptera, Formicidae.